CCGGGGCAGGGGCGUGGCCAGAGCGGGGGGCGUGCCCAGGGCGGCGGCCCAGGAUGGCGGCGGCGCGGCCGUGGCCGCUGCUGCUGCUGCUGCUGGCGGCGGGGCCGGGCCCGUGGCGGGGCCCGUGGCGGGGCCUGGGCCCGGUGCCGGCCGCCGGGUACUUCCCCGAGGAGCGCUGGAGCCCCGAGUCGCCGCUGCAGCCGCCGCGCGUGGUCGUGGCGCUGCUGGCGCGGAACGCGGCCCACGCGCUGCCCACCACGCUGGGGGCGCUGGAGCGGCUGCGGCACCCGAAGGAGCGGACGGCGCUCUGGGUGGCCGUGGACCACAGUGAGGACAACACGACGGCGCUGCUGCGGGAGUGGCUGCUGCGCGUGCAGGGGCUGUACCACCGCGUGGAGUGGCGGCCGGCGGAGGAGCCGCGGUCGUACCCCGACGAGGAAGGCCCCAAGCACUGGUCCCCCUCCCGCUACGAGCACGUCAUGCGGCUGCGGCAGGCGGCGCUGGAGGCCGCCCGCGCCAUCUGGGCCGAUUACCUGCUGUUCCUGGACGCUGACAACGUGCUGAUCAACCCCGACACGCUGGGGCUGCUGAGCGAGAACAAGACGCUGGUGGCGCCCAUGCUGGACUCGCGCGCCGCCUACUCCAACUUCUGGUGCGGGAUGACGCCGCAGGGUUACUACCGGCGCACGCCAGCGUACCUGCCCAUCCGGCGGCGGAGCGGCGCGGGGUGCUUCGCGGUGCCCAUGGUGCACUCCACCUUCCUGCUGGACCUGCGCAGGGCGGCCUCGCGGGCGCUCGCCUUCUACCCACCGCACCCCGACUACACCUGGCCCUUCGACGACAUCAUCGUCUUUGCCUUCUCCUGCCGCCAGGCAGGUGAGGAGCCGGGGAGGAAGGGGCAUUGGCUCGGCUUGACCUUGGCUUUGGCCUGCUUUCACCUUGGCCAUGGGUUGGUAUUGACCUUGGCCUUGGGUUGGUUUUGAUCUUGGCUUGGUCCUGCGUCAACCUUGGCCAUGAGUUGGCAUUGACCUUGGCCUUGGGUUGG
This is a messenger RNA of Falco peregrinus (peregrine falcon), 1045 nucleotides long. RefSeq names its product collagen beta(1-O)galactosyltransferase 1 (gene COLGALT1). The record is from RefSeq and is a predicted model, not a curated record. Gene Ontology annotation, molecular function: procollagen galactosyltransferase activity. NCBI's taxonomy places the organism in Eukaryota, Metazoa, Chordata, Aves, Falconiformes, Falconidae.